UAAGAUCUGAACACAGAGAGAGAGAGAGAGAGAGGGGAUGGAAGGAGGUCAACAACAGGGUGUGGUGAAGCACGUGCUGCUGGCGAAGUUCAAGGAUGACGUCAGCCCGGAGAAGGCGGAGGAGCUGAUCAGGGGCUACGCUGCCCUCGUCCCCCUCAUCGAGCCCAUGAAGGCUUUUCACUGGGGAAAGGAUGUGAGUAUACAGAACAAGCAUCAAGGUUUCACUCAUGUCUUCGAAUCAACAUUUGAAAACGUUGAAGGGAUUGCAGAGUACGUUUCACAUCCAGUGCACGUGGAAUUUUCGAGCAACUUCCUCCCUGCACUGGAGAAAGUCAUCGUCAUCGACUACAAACCUACACCUGCCUGAUAAAAAGAAGCAGAAGAGAGAAGCCAUUUCCUUUGCUACCUUUGGCUUGUGUUUCUUUAUGAGCAUAUUGUAGGAUGUAUCUGUUAUGGUGAUUUGUAAGGAAGCUUGAAUGCAAGUGUUUCUUGAUGUAUUAUUUGGAGACUCAGAGAUUCACUCUAUUUUGUGGUUGGAUCCCCUAUUGCUUUGAAUUAAUAUGAUGUUGUGUUGCUUGGA
Molecule: messenger RNA, 580 nt
Organism: Asparagus officinalis (garden asparagus)
Lineage: Eukaryota; Viridiplantae; Streptophyta; Magnoliopsida; Asparagales; Asparagaceae
Product: stress-response A/B barrel domain-containing protein HS1-like
Exons: 2
Coding region: 38-367 (109 amino acids)
Biological process (GO): pollen tube adhesion
Source: RefSeq, a predicted model, not a curated record